UGCCGGUACUGGCCUCGACACGCUCAGUCUGAGUAUCGUCUGAUUGCUCGUCCUCAAUAUGUUCUCCUCUGCUGUCCGACGAAUGGCCUCUUCGUCCAGGGGUCGCAAGCUUCGUACACGAGCACGGUCUCAACCAGUCGAUCGACUCCCGGAGGAGAAAAUGCGAGCCCUAAUAUCUAUCUACCACCAAGCCGGUUCCUUCAUCACCAAAGAUACCCUAGACAAAGCUAUCGACGAUGCAUUUACGCCGUCCCAACUCAGUUACCGUGCCUUGGCCAGCAUGAACGAAAGGAACUAUGACGAGCUCCUGCUAGAAGUGCAGCAGCGUCGACAGAGUCCUAAAACGUCAGACUGGACGUUUGCCGAUCGUCAGAGUGUUGCCUCACCAAGCAUAUGGGGCGAAUCCAAAGCAGACCGAGAGAGAGCUGUAGCUGAGGCUUUAUAUGGCACGGAUGACCUCGUGAAACCUGGGUUGGAGGCUCUGGAGGACCACAAGUGGAGGAUACAGAGAUCUCUGGAGGAAGAACGGCAGCAUAAAGAACUAUCACAACCAGAUCGACCUCAGCAGACACCUUAACGGUGCUGAUACGGUCAUGGGGAGUGUCUUUUGCCAGCAGGCGUUGUAGAGAAAGAUCCUACGCAUUGUAAGAGGCAGUAGCCCCAUGUCCGUCCGCGAGGGAUCGCUACUGUCUACAUCUUCAAUAUCGGCAGCUAUUAAUCUUUCUUCAAUCCUAGUGCAGCAGGCAAUGUCUUCUCGCAUGGUCCCAGAAAUAGGAAAUCGGCAUCUUCGUCUCCUUCACUUCGGUCCAAGUUGAAUACUGCUACUUUCCCGCCGUGAUCCUGCACUUCGCUUGCGUAACCAGCCGCCGGGUACACCUAAACAGGGUGUCCAGAGUGGUAUGGAGGCUCCCAUGAAAUUGCUUACCGUCGAUGAGGUACCC
Messenger RNA from Gloeophyllum trabeum ATCC 11539, 941 nucleotides. RefSeq lists its product as uncharacterized. The transcript has 2 exons. Bases 59 to 577 code for a protein of 172 amino acids. NCBI's taxonomy places the organism in Eukaryota, Fungi, Basidiomycota, Agaricomycetes, Gloeophyllales, Gloeophyllaceae. The record is from RefSeq and is a predicted model, not a curated record.